AUGAGUCCGUGUGCAUGGAAUGGCAUCUUUUGCAAUCAAGUGGGGAAUGUGAUCACAAUAGAUCUCACUGGGGCCAAUGUCGAAGGUACGUUCAACGAAUUCCCAUUCUCGUCUUUGCCUCAUCUCAUGCGUAUGGAGCUGAGUGAAAAUAAUCUCUCCGGCUACAUUCCGCCUCAAAUCGGUCUCUUGAGCAAUCUCACCGAUCUCGACCUCUCUAAGAAUUGGUUCUCGGGGAAAAUACCAUCGGAGAUCGAUUUUCCAAAGGUAGCUCAUCUCUUUCCUAAGUUGCACAUUUUGGACCUCUCGAACAACGGCUUCACUGGUCCUUUACCAGUCAAUUUGAUAGAGAAACUUCAAGGGAUGAUGAAUGGACAAAAUGGGCAAGGGCUGAAAGGCGAAUUGUACAUGAGGCAACCAGUUGCAAGGGGGUUCUAUGAAGAUUCCGUGAAUGUGACCAUGAAAGGAAACAAGGUUCUGCUAGUGAAGAUUUUGACCAUUUUCAUAGCCAUUGACUUAUCACUCAACUCUUUUCAUGGGGACAUCCCAAGUAUUAUUGGAAAUCUUUAUUAUCUCAAAGGGCUCAACCUUUCCCACAACCACCUUACGGGUUCUAUUCCAUCAACCCUUGGAAAUUUGACUCACCUUGAAUGGCUAGAUUUAUCUUCAAACAAGUUUAGUGGGAGGGUUCCUAGAGAACUCGGAGAUUUGUCAUUCCUAGGGUGUUUGAACCUCUCAAAGAACCAACUCACAGGCCGCAUACCUCAAGACAAACAACUGAGCACAUUCAUGAGCAACUCAUUUUGGGGAAACGUAGGCUUAUGUGGAACUCCAUUACAAAAAUGGUGCCCUGAUGAUGCUCCACCACCACGGUUGUUCUUCCAAGAUGAUAGUACAAGAGAACAUGGUAGUGGGUUUGAUGGAAAAGCAGUCGGGAUAGGCUACGCAUCCGGAAUCGUGAUUGGAAUUUCCAUAGCACACAUUUUAUGGGAAACUGGAAGACCUAAAUGGCUUAUGGGAAAAGUGAGAAGUACGGAGAGAAGAGCCAAAUUGAUGAAGAAGUCAAAGCGGAAGGCCAUCAAAUUUCAUGGAGACCGAUGA
Molecule: messenger RNA, 1098 nt
Organism: Eucalyptus grandis
Lineage: Eukaryota; Viridiplantae; Streptophyta; Magnoliopsida; Myrtales; Myrtaceae
Product: putative receptor like protein 25
Exons: 2
Coding region: 1-1098 (365 amino acids)
Molecular function (GO): protein binding
Source: RefSeq, a predicted model, not a curated record